Molecule: messenger RNA, 2753 nt
Organism: Vigna unguiculata (cowpea)
Lineage: Eukaryota; Viridiplantae; Streptophyta; Magnoliopsida; Fabales; Fabaceae
Product: synaptotagmin-4-like
Cellular component (GO): endoplasmic reticulum
Molecular function (GO): lipid binding
Source: RefSeq, a predicted model, not a curated record
UAGACACAUGAUUUUUCUCUUUUUUCUUCACAAUCACAUUGUUCCAACAAACAUGGUCUGAAAAGUGAAAACCAUGCUUCAGCUAAACAACAUUGGGAAUAAAAGCGAAGCAGUUUCAAGAUUUGCGAUUAGCGUUUGCCAUAGAGAUUAAUUAAUUUAUCUUGCGAAAAUGGGAUUCUUCAGCGGCAUGAUUCUCGGUAUCGCCAUUGGUAUCGUGAUGAUCAUCGGUUUCGCUCGUCACGAGAGCGUUCGAUCCAAACGUCGCUCCGAUUUGGCGAAGACGAUAGCAGUGUUUGCGAGAAUGACAGUGGAAGAUUCCAGAAAACUUUUGCCUCCUAAGUUCUAUCCAUCAUGGGUGGUCUUCACACAGAGACAGAAGUUAAAUUGGCUUAAUGUCCAACUCACGAGGAUUUGGCCAUAUGUUGAUGAGGCAGUGUCAGAGUUGAUAAGAACCAGUGUGGAACCAAUUCUUGAACAAUAUACACCGGUUGUUUUGGCUUCUCUCACCUUCUCCAAGUUGACCCUUGGCACUGUGGCUCCACAAUUUACAGGAGUUACUAUUCUUGAAGAGGAUAGUGGGCCUGAUGGUGUGACUAUGGAUAUUGAGAUGCAAUGGGAUGGUAACCCGAAUAUCGUUCUUGACAUCAAAACCCGAGUUGGUGUCGUACUUCCUGUACAGGUAAAAGAUAUUGGAUUCACUGGGGUUUUCAGGUUGAUCUUCAAACCACUAGUGAAUGAGUUUCCGGGUUUCGGAGCUGUUUGUUUUUCCUUGAAAGAAAAGAAAGAUCUGGAUUUUACUCUGAAGGUUAUUGGUGGUGAUUUAUCAGCCUUACCGGGAGUAUCUGAUGCAAUAGAGGAAACGAUUAGAGAUGCGAUUGAAGACUCUAUAACUUGGCCUGUGCGCCAAAUUAUACCCAUUUUACCUGGAGAUUACAGUAAUCUAGAGUUGAAACCGGUUGGAAUACUGGAAGUUAAACUUGUGCAAGCAAGGAACUUAACAAAUAAAGAUUUGAUUGGGAAGUCCGAUCCCUAUGCUGUCCUUUUUGUACGCCCGCUUCGUGCCAGAACCAAAAGCAGUAAAGUAGUGAACAACCAGUUGAGUCCAAUAUGGAAUGAACACUUUGAAUUCACUAUUGAAGAUGCGGCAACGCAGCACUUGACCAUAAGAAUUUUCGAUGAUGAAGGCAUUCAGGCUUCUGAACUUAUUGGCUGUGCCAAAGUUUCACUGCAGGAGCUCGAACCUGGUAAAGUCAAGGAUGUAUGGCUUAAGCUGGUUAAGGAUUUGGAGAUCCAAAGAGAUAACAAAUACAGGGGUGAGGUGCAUUUGGAGCUCUUGUACUGCCCAAUUGGAGUGGAAAGCGCCAUCAAGAACCCUUUUGACCCUGAUUUCUCAUUAACCUCGUUGGAGAAGACCCUCAAGAGUGGUGAGGGAGAGGAUGAAGAUCCUACAGGGUCACGUAAGAGAAGCAACGUGAUCGUAAGAGGGGUUCUAUCUGUCACGGUGAUUUCAGCUGAAGACUUACCAGUAGUGGACUUAAUGGGCAAGGCUGAUCCAUUUGUUGUCCUUAGUUUGAGAAAAACAGAAAAAAAACUCAAGACCAGAGUUGUAAAUGAAUCCCUAAACCCAGUUUGGAAUCAAACAUUUGAUUUUGUUGUGGAGGAUGGCUUACACGAAAUGUUAAUUCUGGAAGUCUACGAUCAUGAUACGUUUGGCAAGGAAAAAAUUGGAAGAGUGAUCUUAACACUGACUAAGGUCAUCUUAGAAGGAGAAUACAAUGAAACUUAUCCUCUAGAUGGAGCUAAAUCCGGAAACAUUUCUUUAUAUUUGAAGUGGACUCCGCAGCACAAAUUCCGGGAUACUUAGAGCCCUAAUUUACGUAUUUAUUCUAGUUCAUAUUUUUAAUGUAUUAUUGUUAUUUAUUAUUAUUUUGAUCAUUUAGAUUCGACAAACUCUUUCGGUUUUUGGUUGAUCGUCGAAGAAGCCUCCUAUAAUUCUAGGAGAAAAUGAGAAUGGUAUCUACAAAGCAAAGUAUUACAUUUUUGUGUAAAUAUAGGCUAUUUAUAUCAUAUUACUAUAAUUUUAUUUUCUUGAAGUGUUUUAUUUUGGUGAAAGAGGCUUUAUCGGAUUAUUAUGAAUUACGUAUGUAUAAAGUGUUCUUGAAAUAUUUAUCUCCAUUUAUGCAUAGAUUAUAAUAUUUAUGAUUGAGCACCCAAAAUAAUUGUGGCCAGUACGCAUUCUAGAUUUGAUUUUGACACAAUAGAAAUUAUGUAGUACAGUCUUUAACUACUGUCAAUUUAUCAAACAGCCUAGAAUUCAGGAUAUGUGUCACGAUGUCAAGUAUGCUCUGAUUUAUUCUGAUACUUAUAUUGAAAUUUAACUUCACAAUAAUUUUUCAUCUAUCUAUUUACUAGUAUGUUUCGGACGUACUAUAAUAAUGUAUUUUUAAAUUGUGUUUUAAUUAUUUUACAAAUAUUUUAUACUACACUCAAAACAAAAUAUAUUUAUCUAAUAAGAGGUAAAGAUGUCACUAUAUUCAAAUCUAUAAAAAUAAAAAAAAAAGUUACAAUCAAAUAUUUAUCAUCAACACAAUUUAUCUCAUUACAAAAAAUAUAUUAAAUAUUCCUUCCGCAUUGUAAAACAAAAUCAUCUCAUUUCAACAACAAAACGAUAUUCUUUCUUGUUUUCACUGUUUCUCGACAAGUUCGAAUAUAGGUCUUGUUUAGGUUGGGAUUAGGUGAAAAGGGAAAAAAAA